AGGUUUUCCUCACUGAAUCAUCAGCCCGUUUUGUCUAGAUUUAUUUCUAUUUUCUCUGUUGUUGCUAUUCAAAUCUAAAGAGUCAUUUUUGAUUAAGAUGUUCAGACGUUCUAGAGGAUUUAAUGCCCACGGCUUAUUACAAUGUGCACUAUUUUAAGAAAAUGAAGGCUCAAGGUUCAUCCGUGUGCAAGAACAGCAAGUGAUUCGUUCUGUCAUGGGCAUCAUGGGCUCUUCACGCGUCGGGUUGAUGCUGAUGUUGCUCAUCAGCGUUCCGGGCUCCACCGGCUCUUGUCCGCGGCCAUGCGCCUGUUACGUGCCCGCCGAAGUUCACUGCACCUUCCGCUCGCUGACCAAGGUGCCCACGGGAAUCUCCACACGAGUUCAGCGCAUUAAUCUUGGGUUUAACACUAUUAAUCACAUCACAGACGCCACCUUUGGUGGCCUGAGAAAACUGGAGCUGCUGAUGAUGCACGGCAACAAUGUGCAGAAACUUCCAGAAAGUGCCUUUCAGGAUCUGGUUUCCUUGCAGGUGUUAAAGAUUAGCUAUAAUAAACUGCAAGUCAUCACUGGGCACACUUUCUCUGGUUUGGCGAGUCUUAUGAGGCUCCAUCUGGACCACAAUCGCAUCGAGUUCAUCCAUCCUGACGCUUUCAGUGGUCUGACAUCACUGCGACUGCUUCAUCUAGAAGGAAACCACCUGCAGAAGCUCCAUCCUGCUACAUUCAGCACCUUCACCCUGAUACAGCGGUUUCCCAUGUCCACACUGAAGCACCUGCACCUGUCUGACAACCUCCUGAGCAAUCUGCCCAGAGACAUGCUGAAGAACAUGCCUCAGCUGGAGAACAUCUUCUUAUAUGGGAACCCCUGGAGCUGUGACUGUGCUAUGAGCUGGAUACAGGACUGGAGAACACAUCAUUCAGGUGUGAUGAAAUGUAAGAAGGACAGAACAUUUCUCAAUGGCCAGCUAUGUCCACUAUGCACCUCUCCUAAACACCUUAAAGGAAAAUAUAUCUCUGAUUUUAAAGACUUCAUCUGCUCAGGACCAGCCAUCAGGUCUUCAGGAAUGGACAUCUCACAUGAGGAGAACAUCAGUGAACUUCUGCCCAUCGACAGAAUCAAACCACCAUUUGGAAAUAUCUCCCUAACUUUAUCGGAUGAGCAUGGGACUAAAGCAGACCUCAUCUGCCAAAUACUGGAACCAAGAGAGUCCAGUAAAAUCAGCUGGAAUUACACCAAAUCUCUGGAGAUCGCUGCAAACAUGAGUCUUUUCUUUGACUUGGAAUGUCCUAUUGAUAGAGACAACUACGAAAGCUUGUGGAGGCUUCUUGCAUACUACAGCGAAGUGCCUGUGCAUCUACGAAGGGAAAUCAUGUUAACCAAAGAGCCGGAGGUGAGCUACAGAUACAAGCAGGACAUUGAAAAGGACGCCUUCUACUACACUGGAGUCCGAGCCAACGUUUUAGCCCAACCGUCUUGGCUCAUGCAGUCCUUUAUGAACAUAAAGUUGAACAGGCCCUAUUCCUCCUCUAAGAGUGUGAGGCUUAUUCUUAACACUCAUCUGUCAAUCAUCACAGACAGGGAAAUCGUGAGACAGCAGAGGAGGUCUUGGGUCAUGAUCCAACAAAACAAUAAAACCCAAACAACCUUCAGCUCUAUUGUGGGGGGUGUAAUUGAAAUGGACUGCAAUGUGCAAAGCUCUGGGAACGCGGCCAUUCGGUGGAUGUUGCCUGAUGGUUCAGAGAUUAAAGCUGCAUUCAGAACACCUGACAAUAGAGUAUCUGUCUCUAGCACUGGCACGCUUCACUUUAAAUUUGUUGACCACCGAGACUCUGGAGUUUAUUACUGCAUUGCAGAGGUUGUAGGAGAUAUUGAUAUUCUGCCUUUCCGUCUAUCCAUUGUGGAGUCGUCAACCCCACUCACAGGUGAAAGAGUUGGAAGCGCUUUGACUAGAUUUGUUGGCGAGUCGGCUUCCUUGCCUUGUCUUACUGUAGCAGCACCAGAUGCGGUGGUGAAUUGGAUAUUCCCAGAUGGCCAUAUAGUGAAUGCAAAGGCAAACAUUUCCAGGGCUGUAGUCUAUGCCAAUGGGACUCUCUUCAUUCCUCAUAGCCAACUCAACAACAAUGGAUAUCACAAAUGUGUUGCCAUGAAUCAGCAUGGUGUGGAUGUAUUGGCAACUAAACUCACGGUCUUGCGAAGGAAACCAAUCCAGCCACUAAAACGGUUUCCCAUUGGACCACAAUCUGCUGCAGGGGUGUCCACUAAGGUAAAAGCCUUUUUGGAGGAAAUGGAAGAAGCUUCUGGAGAUGAUUCCAAUACUCAAGACAGAAUACUACCAAACAGAAGUUUCAUUAACCAAAGGUGGGGUCCAAAUGCAAGAAAAAGAGGACAGUCAUUUGGCAACGUCCGCCGUAGACGUCCUUUUAGGAAAGGCAUGCACGGAGAGCAAAACCAAAGAAGUGUUAAUACAAAGCACAAAAUAGACCCACAGAAAUGGGCCGAUAUUUUGGCCAAAAUUCGUGAGAAAACGGCCAACACACCACGCCGCACUGUGAAUUCAGCGAAGCCAGGAUCGAUUGACAACACAGAGGGUUCAUCUCCAGAUGGCAUAAAUCCACAAGAGGAACCAAAUACCUUCGGCACUCCACACGAAAUGGGUCAUCAAGCUUACAACACUCCAACGAUUGCACCUCAGAUUGAGCAACAAAACCAUAACAUCAACCAAACUGCUCCUUCAGAGUUAGACACUAGUUCAGACAACGUGACUUACACCAGAUAUCCCACAGCUGCUUCAGAUUAUGUGAUCACAGAGAUGAAUGUUGCAGAAGGAAGGCAUGUGGGCACCAUAAGUCCACAUGAGCAGACAGAAAAUAACCGAGUAAACUUGGGGCCUGUCAUCAAACUGGAGACAGAGAGUCCGGGUAAUAUCUCAAGAACAGGUGGUUUUGAUGCUGGAAAACUUGUUGUGUUUACUACCAAUUCAACUGGCAGCAUUAAGCAAGAAGCUCCAACUGCCUCAACGCAAUCAAGAGCUAAAGAUCACUGGAACACUAGGAGGCGUAUCGGAGGCAGACGGCGCAUAGCAUUAAGAAGGCCGAUCUCAAAAAUGACUACAAGAAGACCGUGGUCCACAUCUACUGUAGCAGAAGUUCAUUUUCAAACUGUAUCUUUGACCACUGAACCUAAAACCCUAGCUGAAGACUCAUCGGUUCAUCCAACUACAAGAGCUUCUGUUCAUGUAUACCUCACAACUCCAACUGAAGGCAAAUCGGUCCAAACAACUACUAGAGCUUCUGCUCAGGAAUACCCCAUAACUCCAGCUAAAACCACAUUUGUCUAUCCGACUACUAGAUCUUUCCAGAGGAUAUUAACAGAUGGAAUGAAUGAGGAAAAUACCAUCAUCUUUUCUGAUGGGAACAUCCAUUUAGUCAAGCCAAUUGAUCUCCUCGAAAUUGAGGAGACAACUAGCUCUAGAGGUCCGUCUACAUCUCACCCCAUAAGCACUACAUUGGCAACAGUGUCUGGAGUUUUGACUAAGGGAUUACAAAAUGAAGAUACUACUCCUUUAGAGGAUAAAGAGGAUGAAGACAAUGCAUCUGCAGAAGAAAUGGAUGAGAACUUUGUUCCUGUAUAUAACAAUCCAACAGAUACACCUCCUGCUGAAAAUGUCCCACUGACAACUUCUCGGCGGGACUUUACAAACAUCCUUUCACCUGUGUUACUAACUGAUGCAACAGAAAUGAGCUUUACACUGAACCCAGAUGAUUCUCCAUUGGAUGUCUUCCAUGUGCAGGAGUCACACUUUGAGGAUGCUCUAAGACAGAAUGAUACGUUGGAAUUUAGUAGUUCUAGGGAAAAUGUUACUUCUAAAGAAGAAUCUGUAGUCAAUUCAGUGCCACCAGAACAUUAUUUAAUUCUACAACCAAGUGAAAGCUUAAAAGAAGAAGGAUUGGUUCAAAACCAUAUAUCAUUUUCCUCAACAACAAAGACAACUGUUGGGAUUCAAACCAAAUCUUUGGCCACACAUUCACAUCCAAAUGAACGCUUUAAAGAAGAAGGAUUGGUUCAACACCAAGCAUCUAUUCCCUCAACAACAGAGACACCUACAACAUCCAUCAUCUCUGUUGGGAUUCAAACAGGGUCUUUGGAAGCAAGUUCACAAACACCUUUUCUUGCUACUCACAAUGACAACUUAUAUUCAAAUUCAUUUUCUAAGGGAGACCAAAGGGAACGGUUGGUUCCGAAGCAUGAAACUUUGAUUGUUCCUGCAACAUUUACAGAUACCUCAACCACAAUUACAUCUGCAGAAACAACAACCAUAAUUCCCAAUACAACCCAACUCAUUAAAAUAACAACACUACCCACAGCAACCACUUUACUUUCUACAACCACCGCAACACCUGCUAGCCCGUUAACUUCCGGCCUUCCCUUACCGGACAACAAAAUCCCAAUUUACUCAAGAAAUCCUGCAACAAACUACAUAGAUGCCAGACACAGUAUUAUAAUACCCAGCACAAAUAAUAGGUAUCCUUUCUAUCACAGUAGAAAUCCUUCUGUAGUUUUCAGGCCCAAUAUCAACAGAAAACCUCCCGAGAUCACCUCAUCUGUGGAUUUAAGAUCUGUCAACAACAUCAAGUCAAUAACAACACCGAAAAUAUUGACCACAACCAGCUCAACUCCCACGACUACCUCAAGAACCACUCAGCCAAACAACCAUAUUCAGAUCCAUGGGGAAUCCAUAAACAGACAGUCAAGCACAGUUCUUUUACCUCAACGACCCCAAACUCCAGCUGUCCUGCCAAUGAGACCCAGAAUUACUACUGCCAAACUCCACACCAUCACUGUGAAUGCUGGAACAGAUGUGCUACUGCGGUGUGAUUCAGUGGGGGAGCCCAAACCAUUCCUGACCUGGACUAAAGUUUCCACAGGAGCCAUCCUAUCAGCAAAUACCAGAAUCCAGCGGUUUGAGGUCCUGUCCAAUGGGACAUUUAUCAUCCACAACGUCCAGAUUCAGGACCGCGGCCAGUAUUUGUGCAGUGCCCGAAAUCUAUACGGCACUGAUAAGAUAAUCGUGACCCUGGUGGUCUCUGCCCACAUGCCCAGAAUGACACUUCCACGUCAUCAAGAUAUGACUGUUUAUCUCGGAAACACUGCUCUUAUGGAAUGCCAGGCGCAGGGUCUCCCGCCCCCAAACAUCAGCUGGGUGCUGCCCGACCGCUCAGUGGUGCGUUCUGUUAGCAGGACAGAUCAGAGGGUUACGCUAAUGGCGAAUGGAGCUCUUCAAAUCAAGCACAUUAACUACCCGGACAGGGGCGUCUACAAAUGCAUAGCAAGCAAUGUUGCUGGGACCGACAUGCGGUCAGUGAGGCUCCAAAUUCCAGCGUUGCCUCCCAUGAUUCAGGAACAGCGCUGGGAAAACUACACGGUCCAUGAUGGCGAGGCAGUGUACAUCCACUGUACUGCUGAGGGCGCGCCGAGUCCAGCUAUUCGAUGGGUCACCAUGAGUGGUGCACAAAUUCGUCCCUCACAAUUCGUCAAUGGCAACGUGUACGUUUUCCCCAACGGGACACUGUAUAUACGCAAUCCAAAAGAAAAGGAUUCUGGGAAUUAUGAGUGUGUAGCUGUGAAUUCGGUGGGAGUGUCUAGAAGAAAUGUGAGUUUACAAGUGAAAAGAAAUUCAUCAACAUCCAAAAUCACAUCCACCUCUACACAGAGUACAGAUGUGAGCUACGGAGACCAGUUGAGUCUGAACUGCUCCGCCACUGGAAGCCCCAAUCCCAGGAUCAUCUGGAGGACUCCAUCUAAAAAACUGGUUGAUGUACAUUACAGCUUUGAUCGUAGGAUAAAAGUGCUCAGUAACGGCACCCUGACUAUCAAAUCAGUGACCGACAGGGAUGAGGGCGACUAUCUGUGUGUCACCAGAAACAAAAUGGGAGACGUAUACAUUCUUCUUAAAGUCAACGUGAUGAUGAAAGUCGCCAAAAUCGAGCACAAGCCACUAAGCAAUCACAAGGUGUCAUACGGAGGUGAGCUGAAGGUUGACUGCAUCGCUUCUGGUCUUCCAAACCCAGAGAUCUCGUGGAGUCUUCCAGACGGUACGAUGGUCAACAACAUCCUGCAGUCCAACAACAACUGGAUCCGCACCAAGAGUUACGUUGUGUUUGACAACGGCACGCUGUAUUUCAACGAGGUGGGAAUGAAAGAGGAAGGUGACUACACGUGCUAUGCCGAGAAUCAGAUUGGUAAGGAUGAAAUGAAAGUUCACAUCAAGGUGGUGGCGGAUGCGCCAGUAAUUUGGAAUAAUACUUACGAUGUCAUCAAAGUUCCUCAUGGGGAGACGGUCGUCCUCAAUUGCAGUGCGAAAGGAGAACCUUCUCCUACCAUAACAUGGAUGUCACCAUCAAGUCACAUCAUAUUGCCAGUAUCGGACAAGUACAAAGUCACCAACGACGGGAUGCUGCGUAUCCAGAAGAUCCAGAGGUUUGAUGCAGGGAAUUACACUUGCUCAGCUAGGAACGUUGCAGGAGUGAACCGGAAAGUCUUUCAUGUAGAAGUCCUUGUGUCUGGACCUGUCAUCAAUGGAUUGAAGAGUCACGGCACCAUCAAAACCACAGCCUCGAAAGAUGAGCGUGUACUUUUAGACUGCAAAGCCGAGGGAAACCCAGUUCCACAGAUCACGUGGGUACUUCUGGACAAUGUUGUCCUGCCUGCGCCAUACUACGGCUCAAGAAUCACAGUUCAUCGCAAUGGUACGCUGGAGAUCCGUGCUGUACGGAAAAGCGAUUCUGCUGUGUUUCUCUGCAUUGCACGCAAUGAUGGAGGAGAAGCAGAACUCCAGGUUCAACUUGAUGUGAUUGAAGAUAUUGAGAAACCACGGCUGAGAAGUUUGCCUAAGGAAACCGUCCCAUUGACUGAUGGAAUACCAGUGAGCUUAAACUGUUCUAUUGAUGGAAAACCCAAACCAGAGAUCACCUGGAUUCUCCCCAAUGGAACGUCACUCCUCAGUGGAACCAGUAUUUUCCGCUUCCAUCAUCGGCUUGAUGGGACUUUACUCAUUAGAGAACCUUCCGUUUCAGAGGCGGGCCGGUAUCGUUGCAUAGGGCAUAACAGUGCUGGUUACGUCGAAAGGACUGUGAUGUUGGAGUCGAGCAGAAAACCUGACAUAAUCAACAAGUACAGCUCACUAGUUAGAAUCAUAAGCGCUGAGAAUUUGCAGCUAAACUGUUUGUCAAAUGGAAAUCCAUUGCCCAAACUGACAUGGACUUUGCCGAAUGGAGUCGUCCUAAUCAGACCAAUGCACACAGGACGCUACGCUGUUCUCAGUAACGGUACGUUGACUGUUCAAAGGGUGUCCGUCUAUGACAGGGGAAUAUACCUCUGCCAGACUACUAACGAACAUGGAUCUUCAAGUCUGACAGUUCCUGUCAUCGUAAUAGCGUAUCCUCCUCGCAUCACCAGCGGACCUGCGGCGGUUACCUACGCCAGACCAGGUGUGGCGGUUCAGUUAAACUGUCUCUCUCUCGCCACGCCGAAGGCUGAGGUGGUUUGGGAAAUGCCGGAUGGACUGCAGUUCAAGCUUGGUGCCCAGCCUCGUCUCUAUGGCAACAAGUAUCUCCACCCACAAGGCUCAUUAAUUAUUCAGAACCCGUCAAGCAGAGACAAUGGCUUCUAUAAGUGCACGGCCAAAAAUGUGGUGGGUAGCGACAGCAAAGGAACAUAUGUGUAUGUGUUUUAAUGUAAAGUGAUUCAUUUUGCAGACGCACCCGAAGAACUGUGAUUAGUUAUUGCAGACGAUACUGUGUAUACAUAGAAAAGAGGUCUUAUAUAUAGUAUAUGUUUAUUUAACAUUUUCUACUGGCUUUCUUGUAAAUAAAGUAUGAAGUUUAAUACAUUUUAAAUGAAGCAACUCUGGAGUGAGAAGUGUUUUGAAGAGCAGAUACAUGCGAAAUCUGCGACUGCAGAAAGCAACGCAUAUGUUCACACAAUUGGAACCGAAUGGCCGGAUCUUUCACCCCUUGCAUUUUUGGUUAUCAUUUUGGCUAAUUGAUUUUUAUUACACGUAUCGCUGCAGUUUCGAAGUGAAAUGUCCACUGUGUGGCGCUAAAAUCGAGUUAAAUGUUCACCCAAACAGAUGAGAUUGCAUGGAUUCACAUGCUCUUCAGGACUCGUACCCCGUUCAGUAGCGGUUUUAACCACCACGUAAUUGUGUGGGGCCCCGGACAUUAGGGGGCCCACGCCCUGGUAGGAAAGCUCCACAAAAACAGCUUGAGAGGUGACAUGCUGUUCUGGGUACGCCCAUGAAUACGCUGUUGUCUGCGGUCUCUGAGCGUAUUUCCCUCUUGAAAGAAGAAUAACACAUAACCCACAUAGGUUGUAAAUCACCGUUAUUUUACUUGAUUAGCCUGAUAACAUUGUGCUAACAGUAAGGUAAUUCAACGACUAUCAUAUAAGUCAUAUCAUGCAAGUUAUAACUACUUACAGAAACAUCUGGACUCGUGUAUAACAGAACAUCUCCUUAUGGUUCAACACACUUCUACAAAACAUCGCAGAAUUUCAAUGACAACAAUCAGCGCGCCCUCAUCGACUUUCAUUCAUCUCUAGCUUGUUUUAUUCAUGUUCUGUAAUGUGGAAAACCGGUUCGAUGGACCGAUCAGACGUCUGCAUAUUUUCACUUUCUUGGUGCAAGAGGAAUAAUGACACGUUUACCUUUUUAAAUGAAUAUCAAAUGCUAAAUUAAUCUUUACCGGGAAUAUACUUUAACGUCUGUUGUUGUUUAUGCUUGAGGACUUGCUAUUGGCUGUUGUUAUUGCAUAAUUAAUGAGGUACAUCUGUGCAUGAUUUGGGGAUGUUAUUAAUUAACAUUUAAAAGUUAUUUGGGUUAUAGUUCUGUUUUAAGUUCUGUUUAAUGUUAAUUAUGCCGUGUUACAUUAUGACGGGGGUUUAUUUUUUAGUUACCGUGGGUGAGAUUAGUGUUCGUCUAGGUUUGUGUGAUCUUGUUUCCACUAAAGAGGCGUUAGCAUGAAUAAAUGUGUCUGUAGCUUUGAAUCAAUUAUCUGUUUGUUCAUAAAAAUGGUUCACAACUUCAAAGUGUUUGAGACUCCUCACGCUGGUGACAUCAUCAGAUUUGGCUAAUCUGAAACAUGCUCUAUUUCUGAAACAUUGUGAUUUUGUAGAGUUUCAAAGCGCGUACUGCGAGUGUUCGUUACUCGUUUAAAUGAUCUGAAACCUGGCUUAUUGAUUGCAUGAGCAAGAAAUCAGUUUGAUCUUUGUUGUUUAUCAAGAACAGGAAAGCAAUGUAUUCAUUUCUUUCCAGUCAUUUCCCAUGCUUUACUACUUUUAAUGCGUGCGCCAGAAGUGCUCAUAUUUUUAAGUCAGCUGAAGUUUAUUUGAGGUUUACCCCAUUUACCACGUUUAAAUCCAUUCCUUACAAUUGCACAGAUUUUCUCCAUAAACAGAGCAGACAAUGAAAAAAAAAAACAUCUACAGAUUCUGUCUGGGCCUGCUGAUGGGAACAAAUGACGAAUUCUGUGUGUCCUUCGGGAAAACAAAAAAAUCCAUACUAAUACAGUUAACUCAUAAUUGGUACACAAUAAAUGACUGUCCCAAAACUCACAACCUCAAGUGCCCUUGUCUACACAAGCAACGCCCUAACUGAAAUGGACCCUCAUAAGUAUCACAGUGAAACCUUAUUUUGUACUGCAAGUGUGCAUCACGUACAUAAUGCAUUAUAUAACUUUCAAACAUGCAUGUAAUGUUGUACGAUUUGAAAUGGCCUUUGCAUCUGAUCACAUCUGAUGCCAAAACACUUCUAGAUUGAGGGUCUUAGCUACUGUUUAACUGAUAAGUGUUUGGCUUACAUGAAAAUCAGCUUAAUUGAUUAACUGUUUAUGUCUGUAUAUCAUCUCUCACAAUUCUUAACAUUUAUUUUCAUCAUUUUCUCUUGAAAUCGUAAUUACAUAAUUGAAUAAACAUUGUAUUAUUUAUG
Messenger RNA from Xyrauchen texanus (razorback sucker), 9982 nucleotides. It is a transcript of the gene mxra5b, whose product is annotated as matrix-remodelling associated 5b. Gene Ontology annotation, molecular function: protein binding. Gene Ontology annotation, cellular component: extracellular region. The transcript is spliced from 7 exons. The coding region runs from base 215 to 7732 and encodes 2505 amino acids. NCBI's taxonomy places the organism in Eukaryota, Metazoa, Chordata, Actinopteri, Cypriniformes, Catostomidae. The record is from RefSeq and is a predicted model, not a curated record.